Molecule: messenger RNA, 4953 nt
Organism: Sinocyclocheilus grahami
Lineage: Eukaryota; Metazoa; Chordata; Actinopteri; Cypriniformes; Cyprinidae
Product: zinc finger protein 208-like
Exons: 2
Coding region: 68-3109 (1013 amino acids)
Biological process (GO): regulation of transcription by RNA polymerase II
Cellular component (GO): nucleus
Molecular function (GO): DNA-binding transcription activator activity, RNA polymerase II-specific; RNA polymerase II cis-regulatory region sequence-specific DNA binding
Source: RefSeq, a predicted model, not a curated record
AGAGAAACUCUACAAGUGCCUGCAGUGUGGAAAAAGUUUUGAUCAACAUGGAAACUUUAAAAUCCACAUGAAAAUUCAUACAGGAGAAAGCCUUUUUACCUGUCAGCAGUGUGGAGUAAGUUUCAGAAAGAAAUGGAUUCUCAAAAGGCACAUGAGAAUUCACACUGGAGAGAAGCUUUACACAUGCCAUCAGUGUGGAAAGAGUUUCGAUCAAAAUGAAAACUUUAAAAUCCACAUGAGAAUUCACAUAGGAGAAAACCCUCUCGCCUGCCAACAGUGUGGAGUAAGUUUCAGAAAGAAAUGGAUUCUCAUCAGACAUAUGAGAAUUCACACUGGAGAGAAGCCUUACACAUGCCUUCAGUGUGGAAAGAGUUUUAAUCAACAUGGAAAUCUUAAACUCCACAUGAGUAUUCAUACAGGAGAAAGGCCUUUUACCUGUCAACAGUGUGGAAAAAGUUUCAAACGAAAAGGAAACCUUAAGUACCACAUGAGAAUUCACACUGGAGAAAACCCUUUUACCAGCCAACAGUGUGGAGUAAGUUUCACUCAAAAAGGGAUUCUCAAUCGGGACAUGAAAAUUCACACUGGGGAGAAGCCUUACUCAUGCCCUCAGUGUGGAAAGGGUUUUCAUCAACAUAGAAACCUUAAACUCCACAUGAAAGUUCAUACAGGAGAAAGGCCUUUUACCUGCCAACAGUGUGGAAAAUGUUUCAAACGAAAAGGAAACCUUAAUUAUCACAUGACCGUGCACACUGGAGAAAGCCAUUUCACCUGCCAGCACUGUGGAUUAAGUUUCACUCAGAUAGGAAGCCUUAACAGGCACAUGAGAAAUCACACUGGAGAGAAACCUUACUCAUGCUCUCAGUGUGGAAAGUGUUUCGAUCAGCAUGGAAAUCUUAAAGUCCACAUGAGAAGUCACACUGGAGAGAAACUCUACAAGUGCCUGCAGUGUGGAAAAAGUUUUGAUCAACAUGGAAACUUUAAAAUCCACAUGAAAAUUCAUACAGGAGAAAGCCUUUUUACCUGUCAGCAGUGUGGAGUAAGUUUCAGAAAGAAAUGGAUUCUCAAAAGGCACAUGAGAAUUCACACUGGAGAGAAGCUUUACACAUGCCAUCAGUGUGGAAAGAACAUGAGAAUUCACAUAGGAGAAAACCCUCUCGCCUGCCAACAGUGUGGAGUAAGUUUCAGAAAGAAAUGGAUUCUCAUCAGACAUAUGAGAAUUCACACUGGAGAGAAGCCUUACACAUGCCUUCAGUGUGGAAAGAGUUUUAAUCAACAUGGAAAUCUUAAACUCCACAUGAGUAUUCAUACAGGAGAAAGGCCUUUUACCUGUCAACAGUGUGGAAAAAGUUUCAAACGAAAAGGAAACCUUAAGUACCACAUGAGAAUUCACACUGGAGAAAACCCUUUUACCAGCCAACAGUGUGGAGUAAGUUUCACUCAAAAAGGGAUUCUCAAUCGGGACAUGAAAAUUCACACUGGGGAGAAGCCUUACUCAUGCCCUCAGUGUGGAAAGGGUUUUCAUCAACAUAGAAACCUUAAACUCCACAUGAAAGUUCAUACAGGAGAAAGGCCUUUUACCUGCCAACAGUGUGGAAAAUGUUUCAAACGAAAAGGAAACCUUAAUUAUCACAUGACCGUGCACACUGGAGAAAGCCAUUUCACCUGCCAGCACUGUGGAUUAAGUUUCACUCAGAUAGGAAGCCUUAACAGGCACAUGAGAAAUCACACUGGAGAGAAACCUUACUCAUGCUCUCAGUGUGGAAAGUGUUUCGAUCAGCAUGGAAAUCUUAAAGUCCACAUGAGAAGUCACACUGGAGAGAAACUCUACAAGUGCCUGCAGUGUGGAAAAAGUUUUGAUCAACAUGGAAACUUUAAAAUCCACAUGAAAAUUCAUACAGGAGAAAGCCUUUUUACCUGUCAGCAGUGUGGAGUAAGUUUCAGAAAGAAAUGGAUUCUCAAAAGGCACAUGAGAAUUCACACUGGAGAGAAGCUUUACACAUGCCAUCAGUGUGGAAAGAGUUUCGAUCAAAAUGAAAACUUUAAAAUCCACAUGAGAAUUCACAUAGGAGAAAACCCUCUCGCCUGCCAACAGUGUGGAGUAAGUUUCAGAAAGAAAUGGAUUCUCAUCAGACAUAUGAGAAUUCACACUGGAGAGAAGCCUUACACAUGCCUUCAGUGUGGAAAGAGUUUUAAUCAACAUGGAAAUCUUAAACUCCACAUGAGUAUUCAUACAGGAGAAAGGCCUUUUACCUGUCAACAGUGUGGAAAAAGUUUCAAACGAAAAGGAAACCUUAAGUACCACAUGAGAAUUCACACUGGAGAAAACCCUUUUACCAGCCAACAGUGUGGAGUAAGUUUCACUCAAAAAGGGAUUCUCAAUCGGGACAUGAAAAUUCACACUGGGGAGAAGCCUUACUCAUGCCCUCAGUGUGGAAAGGGUUUUCAUCAACAUAGAAACCUUAAACUCCACAUGAAAGUUCAUACAGGAGAAAGGCCUUUUACCUGCCAACAGUGUGGAAAAUGUUUCAAACGAAAAGGAAACCUUAAUUAUCACAUGACCGUGCACACUGGAGAAAGCCAUUUCACCUGCCAGCACUGUGGAUUAAGUUUCACUCAGAUAGGAAGCCUUAACAGGCACAUGAGAAAUCACACUGGAGAGAAACCUUACUCAUGCUCUCAGUGUGGAAAGUGUUUCGAUCAGCAUGGAAAUCUUAAAGUCCACAUUAGAAUUCACACUGGAGAGAAACCUUACUCAUGCUCUCAGUGUGGAAAAAGUUUUGAUCAACAUGGAAACUUUAAAAUCCACAUGAAAAUUCAUACAGGAGAAAACCCUUUUACCUGUCAACAGUGUGGAAAAAGUUUCAACCGAAAAGGAAACCUUAAGUACCACAUGAGAAUUCACACUAGGGAAAAGACUUACACAUGCCAUCAGUGUGGAAAGAGUUUCGAUCAAAAUGAAAAGCUUAAAGUACACAUGAGAAUUCACACUGGAGAAAGACCUUUCCCCUGCAAACAGUGUGGAAAACGUUUCAAACGAAAAGGAAACCUUAAUUACCACAUGAGCGUACACACUGGAGUAAACUCAUCUACCACCAGUGUGGAGUAAGUUUCAGAAAGAAAUGGAUUCUCAAUAGGCACAUAAGAAUUCACACUGGAGAGAAGCCUUUCACUUGCCCCCAGUGUGGGAUGAGUUUCAACCUUAAAGGAAACGUUAGCAUUCACAUGAGACUUCACACUAAAGAAAGUAUUCCACGUGUCUUUAGUGUGAAGAGUUUUAUCAAAGAGCCCUGAAAUGUGGAGUGCUGCUCAGUGUGGCAAAAGGUUUACGAAAAAUUAGCAAUUUCAGUUAUCAGUUGUGCAUUCAUUCUAGAGGAAAACUAUGCAAGAUGUGCAAAUGUGAGACCCUAUUUGUGUUAUUUGUGAUGUCAUUACUCAUGAAAAUACACAUUGUUAGUUAUAUUUAAAAAUGUGUUUUCAGUAGUUGUUACACCCCAAGUUUGGGACCAGUUUAAGACUUGCAAAAAUAAAAAAUGUUGCAAUGGCCAGGGGGAAGAGAUAAACAAGAAUGAAUAUGAACUUAUUUUUAUAUCCCAGGGCAUAAUAUUAUUUGUUGUUGUUUUAUACUUUGCCAUUCUAUGGAUAUACAGUUGCAAACAGAAAUAUUCAACCCCUCACCUCAAAAGACAUUAUGGUGAUAUCGAUGAACAAUCAUGAUGAUAAAUGACAAAAAACCUCAUUAAACAAUACAAAAUAUUUAUUGAUGCAUAUUUGAGUUAAUUUGACAACAGAAGUUGACUUAACUUUGAAAUUCAAAUGAAAAAUUUAACAUUUUUAACAAGUGCAUGUGCAGUAUUAUUCAACCCCCAGCUUCAGUACUUUGUGGAGCAUCCUUUAGCUUUUAUAACUUCUAACAAAUGUUUUUGGUAAGUGCUGACAAGCUUCUUACACCUCUCUAUCAGAAUCUUUGCCCAUUCUUUGCCCAGAUUUUCAGAUUUAAAUCUGGUCACUGAGAAGGCCACUCCAGGACGUUCCAGGAUCUUUUUCUCAACCAAGCUUUGGUUGACUUGGAGGUGUGCUUGGGAUCACUGUCUUGCUAGAAAGUCCAAUGAUCACCAAGGUUUAAUUUGUCAAUAAAAGGCAUCAUGUUCCUCUUUAAAAUGGCCUGGUAUUUCUGGGAAUCCAUGAUGCCAGGUACACGAUCAAGAUUGCCAGUUCCUGCUGCAAGAACAGCCCCACAUCAUCAAUGAGCCACCUCCAUGCUUGACCGUGGGGAUGGUAUUUUUCUGGUCAUAAGCCUGGCCAAACAUGCCAGAAAUACCGUUGGUCCAAAUGUCCAAACCGUUCCAGUUUGGUUUCAUCAGUCGAUAGAACUGUCUCCCAAAACUCUGAAGUCUUAUCCAAAUUCCUCCUGGCAUAUUCUAGUCAACUUUUGAUGUUCCUUGUGGUCAAGAGUGGAGUGCGUCUUGAGUCCAGCCAUGAAGUCCUUGUUUGUUCAGUGCAUGUCUUAUAGUUGCUCUUGAAGGACUUGUACCAGCCUUCAUUAGGUCAUCCUGUAGGUGUCUUGCAGUCACACAGAGGUUUUUCUUAGUUGUCCUGACUAAGUUGGUACAGGCCCUUGAUGAAAUUCUGGGCUUUCUUCCAUGGCCAGGCAUGUUUGCAGCUGUUCCAUAAGUUUUAAACGUCCUUAUAAUGCUCCCAAUUGUGUCUUGGAAUGUAAUUUAGUUUUUUUAUACCUAUGGCCCUACAGGUGUGAUGAAAUAAUCUCUUCUCUCAGCUUUUGUGGAAGCUCCUUUGUCUUUCCCAUGAUUGCAACUCACCUUGGAUACCUUCAUGGGUGGGGUUUAUAUAUGCAGCACAGCUGAAGCAAGUCAAGGAUGAUUAUAGAGCUCCCAAAGGCUUAAUUAUGUUGCAACUCCACUUUAUGCCAUAAAAAAUUGUCAGAAAGCUUUA